Arabidopsis thaliana (thale cress) is the source of this 4202-nucleotide messenger RNA. Its product is annotated as ATPase E1-E2 type family protein / haloacid dehalogenase-like hydrolase family protein. The coding region runs from base 360 to 3344 and encodes 994 amino acids. Gene Ontology annotation, cellular component: membrane; endomembrane system; cytoplasm. Gene Ontology annotation, molecular function: ATPase-coupled intramembrane lipid carrier activity; ATP binding; magnesium ion binding. NCBI's taxonomy places the organism in Eukaryota, Viridiplantae, Streptophyta, Magnoliopsida, Brassicales, Brassicaceae. Gene Ontology annotation, biological process: phospholipid transport. The transcript is spliced from 10 exons. The record is from RefSeq and is marked reviewed.
AUUGCUUCUCGUCGUUUACUUACACAAGAGGCAAAGUUGAGUACUACUAAGAGCAAGAACAUACUCUUUCUCUUUCUCUCUAUCUCUGCAAGUAAGAGAUCUUUCAGACAAUUUUAUUUUUGACUUUGUUUAAUAAUAUAUCUGGAAUUGAUAGUUACUGUUUAGUGCAGCUUCUAGAUUUCCUUAUCCAAGAUUUUGAGUGCCUUUUUCCUCUCUUAAUUAGAUUCUAGCUACUUCUCCUUAUCUACUACAUUUAGUGAUCUGGUGAGUGAUUGUUACUGAGAUUUGUGGUUAAUUAGUUGUGGAAUUUUUCAAUAAAAAAAGUUUGAUUGCUAGAAGAUAUUUUCUUGAUCUUAUAUAUGGCUGGAGAGAGGAGAAAAGGGAUGAAAUUCAGUAAAUUAUAUUCUUUCAAGUGUUUUAAACCAUUCUCUAGAGAAGAUCAUUCUCAGAUUGGUUCAAGAGGUUACUCAAGAGUUGUGUUCUGUAAUGAUCCUGAUAAUCCUGAAGCUCUUCAGCUUAAUUACAGAGGAAAUUAUGUGUCAACCACUAAGUAUACUGCUGCUAAUUUCAUCCCAAAGUCUUUGUUUGAGCAGUUUAGAAGAGUUGCAAAUAUAUAUUUCCUCGUUGUUGCUUUCGUUUCUUUUAGUCCUUUGGCUCCUUAUACCGCUCCUAGCGUUCUUGCACCGCUCUUGAUUGUUAUCGGUGCUACCAUGGUUAAAGAAGGUGUUGAAGAUUUGAGGAGAAGAAAACAAGAUGUUGAAGCUAACAAUAGGAAAGUUGAAGUUCUUGGUAAAACCGGAACAUUUGUCGAAACGAAGUGGAAAAAUCUCCGUGUUGGUGAUCUUGUGAAGGUUCAUAAAGAUGAGUACUUCCCUGCUGAUCUUCUACUGCUUUCAUCUAGCUAUGAAGAUGGGAUUUGUUAUGUUGAAACUAUGAAUCUUGAUGGAGAGACUAACUUGAAGCUUAAGCACGCGUUGGAGAUAACAUCGGACGAAGAAUCGAUCAAGAACUUCAGAGGAAUGAUCAAAUGUGAGGAUCCUAAUGAGCAUCUUUAUUCCUUUGUGGGAACACUUUACUUUGAAGGAAAGCAAUAUCCUUUAUCUCCUCAGCAGAUACUAUUGAGAGAUUCCAAACUGAAAAAUACGGAUUAUGUAUACGGCGUGGUUGUUUUUACCGGUCAUGACACUAAAGUGAUGCAGAAUGCUACCGAUCCUCCUUCUAAGAGGAGUAAGAUUGAGAAAAAAAUGGAUCAGAUUAUUUACAUUCUCUUCAGUAUCUUGAUUGUGAUAGCGUUUACUGGAUCUGUAUUCUUCGGGAUUGCAACGAGAAGGGAUAUGAGUGAUAAUGGGAAGCUAAGAAGAUGGUAUCUUAGACCAGAUCAUACUACUGUUUUCUAUGAUCCUCGGAGAGCGGUUGCUGCUGCUUUCUUUCAUUUCUUGACCGCUUUAAUGCUAUACGGUUACUUAAUACCGAUAUCUUUAUAUGUGUCUAUUGAAGUUGUGAAGGUGUUACAGAGUAUUUUCAUUAACCAAGAUCAAGAAAUGUACCAUGAAGAAACAGAUAGGCCUGCUCGUGCAAGAACGUCGAAUCUUAAUGAAGAGCUUGGACAAGUUGAUACAAUUCUCUCGGAUAAAACAGGUACUUUGACUUGCAACUCAAUGGAGUUUGUGAAAUGUUCGAUUGCUGGAACAGCUUAUGGUCGCGGUAUGACCGAAGUAGAAGUGGCUUUGAGAAAGCAAAAGGGUCUUAUGACUCAAGAAGAAGUUGGUGAUAAUGAAUCUUUAUCCAUUAAGGAGCAAAAAGCGGUUAAAGGUUUUAACUUCUGGGAUGAGAGAAUAGUUGAUGGACAAUGGAUUAAUCAACCAAAUGCAGAACUUAUUCAGAAGUUCUUUCGUGUGUUGGCUAUUUGCCACACUGCUAUUCCUGAUGUUAACAGCGAUACAGGAGAGAUCACAUAUGAAGCUGAGUCUCCGGAUGAAGCGGCUUUUGUUAUAGCUUCUCGAGAGCUUGGAUUUGAAUUCUUUUCAAGGUCCCAAACUAGUAUUUCCUUGCAUGAAAUAGACCACAUGACCGGUGAAAAAGUUGAUAGAGUAUAUGAGCUUCUUCAUGUCCUAGAGUUCAGCAGUUCACGGAAAAGAAUGUCGGUGAUUGUCCGAAAUCCCGAAAACCGGUUGUUGUUGCUUUCGAAAGGCGCAGACAGUGUAAUGUUUAAAAGACUUGCGAAACAUGGACGGCAAAAUGAGAGAGAGACAAAGGAACAUAUCAAGAAGUAUGCAGAGGCGGGUUUAAGAACAUUAGUGAUUACAUAUAGAGAAAUCGAUGAAGACGAGUACAUAGUGUGGGAAGAGGAGUUUCUGAAUGCCAAAACUUUGGUUACUGAAGAUAGAGAUGCUUUAAUUGAUGCAGCUGCUGAUAAGAUUGAGAAAGAUUUGAUUCUUCUUGGUUCUACUGCAGUGGAAGACAAACUGCAGAAAGGUGUUCCAGAUUGUAUUGAGAAGUUAUCUCAGGCUGGAGUCAAGAUUUGGGUUUUAACCGGCGAUAAGACAGAAACCGCGAUAAAUAUCGGAUAUGCUUGUAGUCUCUUAAGAGAAGGCAUGAAACAGAUUUUGGUAACUCUAGAUUCAUCUGACAUUGAAGCAUUGGAAAAACAAGGAGACAAGGAGGCUGUUGCAAAGGCUUCUUUUCAAAGUAUUAAAAAACAGUUACGAGAAGGAAUGUCACAAACUGCUGCAGUAACCGAUAAUUCAGCUAAAGAAAACUCGGAAAUGUUUGGUUUAGUGAUUGAUGGAAAGUCUUUAACUUAUGCAUUGGACUCAAAGCUGGAGAAAGAGUUCUUGGAACUUGCGAUUCGAUGUAAUUCUGUUAUAUGUUGUCGGUCUUCGCCAAAACAAAAGGCGCUCGUUACAAGAUUGGUAAAGAAUGGGACAGGUAGAACAACACUGGCCAUUGGAGAUGGCGCAAAUGAUGUUGGAAUGCUUCAAGAAGCCGAUAUUGGAGUUGGUAUAAGUGGUGCUGAAGGAAUGCAGGCGGUGAUGGCUAGUGAUUUUGCGAUUGCUCAGUUUCGGUUUCUGGAACGUUUAUUACUUGUUCACGGUCAUUGGUGUUAUAGACGAAUCACAUUGAUGAUAUGUUACUUCUUCUACAAGAACCUCGCAUUCGGGUUCACGCUGUUUUGGUAUGAAGCUUAUGCUUCUUUCUCUGGAAAACCGGCGUAUAACGAUUGGUACAUGUCGUGCUACAACGUCUUCUUCACUUCACUUCCUGUUAUCGCCCUUGGAGUCUUCGAUCAAGACGUCUCUGCUCGCCUUUGUCUCAAGGUAGAGAUUCUUCUCUGUCUUUCUUGAUUUAAAACAAAUCGCUUAGCGUUUCUUGAUUUUGGUUUCCGCAGUAUCCGUUGCUAUACCAAGAAGGAGUACAAAACGUAUUAUUCAGCUGGGAACGGAUCCUAGGAUGGAUGUUGAAUGGAGUCAUAAGCUCAAUGAUCAUUUUCUUCCUCACUAUCAACACAAUGGCAACUCAAGCUUUUAGGAAAGAUGGACAAGUAGUUGAUUACUCGGUCCUCGGAGUCACAAUGUACUCUUCCGUGGUCUGGACUGUGAAUUGCCAAAUGGCGAUUUCGAUAAACUACUUCACUUGGAUCCAACAUUGCUUCAUAUGGGGAAGCAUUGGGGUUUGGUAUUUGUUUCUUGUCAUCUACGGUUCCCUUCCUCCGACGUUUUCCACUACCGCGUUUCAGGUCUUCGUCGAGACUUCAGCACCGAGUCCGAUCUAUUGGCUCGUUCUUUUCCUUGUGGUGUUCUCUGCUCUCUUGCCUUAUUUCACUUACAGGGCGUUUCAGAUUAAGUUCAGACCAAUGUACCACGAUAUUAUUGUUGAACAGAGGAGAACAGAACGGACAGAGACCGCGCCAAAUGCGGUUCUUGGUGAGCUUCCGGUGCAAGUUGAGUUUACUUUGCAUCAUCUUAGGGCAAAUUUGUCUAGAAGAGAUUCUUGGAAUUGAUUCGUAAUUUACACAACUUAGCGUCGUUUUUUUUUCCUUCUUCUGACUUUUGUAUAUAUAUGGAGGUUCAAAAGGAGAUGAGAGUGUGACUGAUUUAAAAAUGUGGUUAGUUUGUAGAUAUUUGAAGUAAGUUCAGCGAUAAAUGGAUGCUAUAAAUUUGAUAAUUUAAUAGAUAAAAAAGUUCGACAUUGUGAUAUUUGAA